Molecule: messenger RNA, 2190 nt
Organism: Ochlerotatus camptorhynchus
Lineage: Eukaryota; Metazoa; Arthropoda; Insecta; Diptera; Culicidae
Gene: NC2alpha
Product: negative cofactor 2 alpha
Exons: 4
Coding region: 191-1645 (484 amino acids)
Biological process (GO): transcription by RNA polymerase II
Cellular component (GO): negative cofactor 2 complex; nucleus
Molecular function (GO): protein heterodimerization activity; core promoter sequence-specific DNA binding; RNA polymerase II general transcription initiation factor activity
Source: RefSeq, a predicted model, not a curated record
GAAAAGAAGAAGCACAACAUUGAUUGUGCGGUGUCUGGUUUUUAGUGAAAAUCUUGCUAAUACUCCCAGAAUCGGAAGAUUUCCCGCAAAAAUCGUUGUUCCAUACGUUCAUUGUGCAAAGGGCCAGCCGGAUUCGGUGGAAGUUGACCGCUAGAGCCAGUGCCAGAGUGGAAAACCCCAGUGCAAAGUGAUGCCGUCGAAGAAGAAAAAGUACAAUGCACGAUUUCCGGCGGGAAGGAUCAAGAAGAUCAUGCAAACCGACGAAGAAGUCGGCAAAGUGGCGCAGGCGGUUCCCGUUAUAAUCUCUCGAACCCUUGAACUGUUCGUCGAGUCACUUCUUACCAAGACGCUCCGCAUCACGAAUGCCCGCAAUGCGAAAACCCUUUCGCCAUCGCACAUGAAGCAGUGCAUCAUCUCCGAGAGCCGGUUCGAUUUCCUACGGGAUCUGGUCAAAAACAUCCCGGACAUUGGCGUCAACGAGGAGCAGCUUUCCGGUUCUGAAGCCGGAUACGGAAACGAAGCUGGUGCAUCGCCCGCUUCCACAUCCACAUCGUCAUCUUCGAACGGGGGCGCAGUAGCCUGUGCCAUCGUCAGCGGCGAUGCCAGUUCCUCCGGAGCAGUGUUACUACAGAGGUCAGAAUCAUACACACCGGCCAGUAGUUCCAGCUAUGCCAGUGCUCUACCCAUCGCCUCACAACUUCAUCAUCCAUCGCAGUCCCAGUCCCAGCUUCAACAGCAACAGCAGCAGCAGAGUCAACCACAGCCUAACAGUUUGAAGCGAACAUUCAACCAUGCCAACAGCCUGAAUUUCUACAAGGAAAUCUCGCUGGAGGACUCGAGCAGUACCAGUAGUCACCGGGAACCUCCUCCGAAGCUCACUCGAUUGCAUUCGGCACCGGCAGCCACCGCCACCACAACGAAUUCGAUCCCUAUCAAGAUCGAUAUCCUACCAAAUCUGCCAAAGCCGGCACCGUCCUCUUCAUCAACUUCAACUAGUUCAAACAACAGCCAACCGCAGCUGAAGACCAACAGCGGCGGAGGCGUCGCUUCAAAUAGUAAUAACUUUAAGAUCACCUACAAAAUAGCUGCGACGAGUAUCCCAACGACACCGACCGCGAGCGACCAGCCCGUCAUCAAGCUUGACUAUUCCAACCUGAAACUUCCGAUGACGAUCGGUGCCGGCGCCACCGAGCAAUCAAAACAGUCCCAUUCGACUCCGCGCCAGCAACAGCCAACGAUCAAGAUUGACCUGAGCAAUAUCAGCAACUACAGGAGUCCCAUAGUCAAGUCCCAGUCAUCUCCGGUGGCGCUGAUAGCCGGAAGCACCAUCAGCGUUAAGCAGCAGCAGCAGCAAGUGCCUUCAACGCCAACUACUGCCAGCACUCCGUCGACGCCGCUGUCGGCCUUCAGCAGUGCAUCGUCCUCCUCCAGUUGCGGCGGAAGCGGCAGUAGCAGCAGUAAAAAUCCGUACGUUUUUCAACAGCAGUCAUUGCAAGCUCCGGCUUCGUCGACUGUCGUGGCGGCGUUGGCGUCGGCUUCGGCGUCGGCGGCUGCAGCUUCUAGUUCUAGCGGACCAGCAGCUCCGCUCUAUUCCAGUGUUUCCUCGGCGAUUCCCGGCAUGGACGAGGACUAUGAUGAUAUUUAACUCGGAUGCGAGUGUGAGUAGAGUCAUCUUUCCUUCGCUAUUGUUUCAUGUUACCUUUUUUUUUGUUUUCGCUGCUUCAUCAGCUGCAUUUAAGUACUACGUUUCCUCUUUUCUUUCUAUCCAAGAGUUGUUUAUAAUAGAAUUUGUAAUUUUCCAAAUAUACAAACUGAACUAGGUAAACUAACUACACAUGUGUACAGAACGGAUAGUGUUCACCUUUUCAAGCGAGAAGCAUAUUUUCAUCCUGGUUUUAGUCGCUAAGCUGUUUUUAGUUCAACUUUAAAAUGAUACAUAUUUAAGCAGAUGAGAUGAAUGAUUUCGAAAAAAAAUAUACAAACCUUUAUUGGAAUGAAAAUGUUUAGUUCAAAUGUGCACGUUUUAGUAUCAUGCAUGGAGGAAAUAAUUAUGCUAAAGUGUGUGACGUUGAUUUGUUAUUUUUUUACAAAAAUACAUCCACACAUUCACCCUUACGCAGAUUAACGAGAUGGAAUGAUUUUGUACAAUUCAUAAUGCCGAUAUUGAUAAAUAAAUUUAUUUAGGAUUUA